GGAACAGACACCCAUGCCCGCAAGCGCCAGGUAUUCCCUUCGUUCCUCCCCAGUCGUCAGUCUCCGACUCGACCACUUCCUUCCGUCUCCGCGCCGCCUUCCCCCAGCCAUGGCGGCAUCAGUCACCGCGGACUCAGUGCAGGAGAAGGGCGAUGCCCGCAACUCAUCCAUCUCCAACGAGAAGGGGGGUCACAUUUCCCGGCAGCAGAGCCCGGUCGAUCUCGACAAGGAGAAGCAGCAGGCCAUAGCUGCCCACCCCGCCCCUUCGCCGGACAGUGACAAGCCCACUUCGACGGUCACCAAGCCUGUGACAUUCGUUCAACUCUUUCGGUUCUCCACAAGGACCGAAAUAUGCAUGGACAUCAUUGGUGUCAUCGCAGCUGCUGCUGCCGGUGCUGCCCAGCCCCUCAUGAGUCUGCUUUUUGGUAAUCUUACGAACGCAUUCGUCGUAUUCGGAACAACGGCGGAAGCGGCGAAGGCGGGCGAUACAACUGCUCAGAAGGAGUUACCCGCAGCGGCAGCAUCGUUCCGGCGCGUUGCCGCCAAUGAUGCAUCGUACUUGGUCUACAUCGGUAUCGGUAUGCUUGUCUGCACGUACCUGUACAUGUACAUCUGGGUCUACACUGCUGAGGUCAACGCGAAGCGAAUCCGUGAGCGCUAUCUGCAAGCGAUUCUCCGACAGGACAUCGCCUAUUUUGACAACGUCGGCGCCGGUGAGGUCGCUACACGAAUCCAGACUGACACCCACUUGGUGCAGCAGGGUAUUUCUGAGAAGGUUGCAAUUGUGUGCAGCUUCUUCGCUGCCUUCGUCACCGGUUUCGUCUUGGCGUACAUCCGGCAAUGGCGGUUGGCACUGGCUAUGUCAGCCAUGCUGCCCUGUAUUGCAAUCACCGGCGGUGUCAUGAACAAAUUCGUUUCCGGGUACAUGCAGCUGUCUCUCGCUCAUGUUGCAGACGGCGGCACCCUGGCCGAGGAGGUGUUCUCGACCGUGCGGACAGCUCAAGCAUUCGGCACGCAGCACAUCCUCUCGGAACAGUACGAUUCGCACAUCGUGAGGGCGAGGACUGCCGACAUGAAGGCCGCGGUCUUCCACGGCGCGGGGUUGGCCGUAUUUUUCUUCGUUAUCUACGGAGGUUAUGCACUUGCAUUUGACUUCGGUACCACACUCAUUAACGAAGGUCAUUCCAACGCUGGGCAAAUCGUUAAUGUUAUCCUGGCCAUCCUCAUUGGGUCGUUCUCUCUCGCUCUUUUGGCCCCGGAAAUGCAAGCGAUCACUCACGGCAUGGGUGCUGCAGCCAAGCUUUACGAGACCAUCGACCGCGUCCCCGACAUCGACUCGGCGAGCGAGGAGGGCCUCAAGCCCGAAUCCUGCGUCGGCGAGAUCGUCUUCGAGAACGUGAAGUUCAACUACCCGUCUCGUCCGGACGUCCCCAUUGUCAAGGACCUGUCGAUCACCUUCCCGGCCGGCAAGACGACCGCGCUCGUCGGUGCAUCUGGCUCCGGCAAGUCGACCACCAUCUCACUUGUCGAACGGUUCUACGAUCCGCUGGAAGGAGUUGUCAAGCUCGACGGCCGUGACCUCAAGGACCUCAACCUUAGGUGGCUCCGUAACCAGAUCGGUCUCGUGUCGCAGGAGCCUACGCUGUUCGCCACGACCAUUAAGGGUAACGUCGCUCACGGUCUUAUCGGUACCCAGUGGGAACAUGCGUCCGAGGACGAGAAGACGAAGCUUAUCAAGGAGGCGUGCAUCAAGGCGAACGCUGAUGGCUUCAUCACCAAGCUCCCGCUUGGCUACGAGACCAUGGUCGGCGAACGCGGAUUCCUGCUCUCUGGCGGCCAGAAACAGCGUAUCGCCAUCGCGCGCGCGAUCGUUUCGGACCCGAAGAUCCUUCUCUUGGACGAGGCGACGAGCGCGCUCGAUACCCAAAGCGAGGGUAUCGUGCAGAACGCGCUGGACAAGGCCGCGGCGGGACGCACGACGAUCACGAUCGCCCACCGGCUGUCUACGAUCAAGGACGCGGACUGCAUCUACGUCAUGGGCGAUGGGCUCCUGCUCGAGUCGGGCACGCACAAGCAGCUACUCCAGGACGAGAACGGACCGUACUCGCGGCUCGUCGCCGCGCAGCGGCUCCGGGACGCGCGCGAAAAGCAUGGGAACGACGACAGCGACGAUGCGACGGAUGUCGCGAGCGGCGAGGAGGAGGAGGACUACGAGAAGGCCGCGCAGGCGGAGGUGCCGCUCACGCGGUCAAAGUCCGGCCGGUCGCUCGCGUCAGAGAUCCUCGAGCAGCGCAAUCAAGAGAGGGAGAGGCACGCGGACCACCAGUACGGCGCCCUCACGAUCUUCCGCCGCUUCUUUGGCAUCAACCGCGAGAACUGGCACAUGUACCUGUUUGGUUCGAUUGCAGCGAUUGCUAACGGAGGAACGUACCCGGCGUUUGGUAUUGUCUAUGCCAAGGGUAUCAGUGGCUUCCAGUCCACCGACCCACAUGUUCGUAGACACGACGGAGACCGUGUUGCUCUUUGGUUCUUCCUCAUUGCCAUCUUGUCCGCGAUUGCUAUUGGUUUCCAGAACCUCUUCUUCGCUACUACCGCUGCCCAGUUGACGAACAAGAUUCGCUCGCUCAGCUUCAGCGCCAUCCUUAGGCAAGACAUCGAGUACUUCGAUGAGGACGAGCACAACACGGGCCAACUCACCUCCAGUCUAAGCGACAACCCUCAGAAGGUCAACGGUCUUGCUGGUGUCACGUUGGGAGCCAUUGUCCAAGCUAUUGCGACUCUCAUCUGCGGUACUAUCAUCGGCAUUAUAUUUGCGUGGAAGCUUGGUCUUGUUGCUCUCGCCUGCACGCCUGUGUUGUUCUCUGCUGGUUACAUCCGUCUUCGUGUUGUCGUCUUGAAGGACCACAAGAACAAGCGCGCACACGAGCAAUCCGCACAGCUUGCUUGCGAGGCCGCAGGCGCCAUCAGGACUGUUGCGUCGCUCACGCGCGAGGACGACUGCAUCCGGUUGUACAGCGAGAGUCUGGAGGGCCCGCUCCGCACGUCGAACAGGUCUGCAGUGUACAGCAACGCGAUCUACGCUCUGUCGCAGGCCAUGUCGUUCUUCGUCAUCGCGCUCAUCUUCUGGUACGGAUCCCGACUCGUGGCGGACGGAGAGUUCUCGACGUUCCAGUUCUUCGUCGGUCUCAUGAGCUCGACGUUCAGUGCUAUCCAGGCCGGCAACGUCUUCUCGUUCGUCCCCGAUAUCUCGUCGGCGAAGAGCGCUGCGACGGACAUCAUCUCGCUCCUCGAUUCCAUGCCUGAGAUCGACGCUGAGUCGCCUGAGGGCGAGAUCGCCACCGAUGUCCAGGGCCAUAUUCGCUUCGAGAACGUGCACUUCCGCUACCCGAGUCGUCCCGGCGUCCGGGUUCUGCGUGACUUGAACCUCACUGUGGAGCCCGGAACUUACGCCGCGCUGGUCGGUGCUAGUGGAUGCGGGAAGAGUACGACGAUCCAACUGAUUGAGCGAUUCUACGACACGCUGUCUGGCACCGUUUAUCUCGACGGCCGGCCUAUCACGCAGUACAACGUCUCGGAGUACCGCAAGCACAUCGCAUUGGUCUCACAAGAGCCGACCCUGUACUCGGGCACAAUCAGAUUCAACAUUCUCCUCGGCGCUGCCAAACCUCGGUCUGAGAUCACGCAGGAGGAGAUUGAGACCGCGUGCAGGAAUGCGAACAUUCUGGACUUCAUUGAGAGCCUGCCUCAGGGCUUCGACACCGAGGUCGGUGGCAAGGGCUCACAGCUUUCCGGUGGUCAGAAGCAGCGUAUCGCCAUCGCACGUGCUCUGCUACGUAACCCCAAGGUUCUGCUGCUCGAUGAGGCAACGUCCGCGCUCGACUCGAACUCAGAAAAGGUGGUGCAAGAGGCAUUAGACAAGGCGGCCAAAGGCAGGACGACGAUUGCCAUUGCUCACCGGCUAUCAACCAUCCAGAACGCCGACCGGAUAUUCUUCGUCAAGGACGGCGCCGUCAGCGAAGCUGGCACACACGAUGAGCUGCUUGCCCUCAAGGGUGGCUACUAUGAAUACGUACAGCUACAGGCACUCAGCAAGAAGUGAUAUAACCCUACCCUUUGGACAUUAUCACGCACUUCUCGAUAACGAUACUUAUGACCCUAUUUUGUUCUAGUUGACAGUAUAAUGUUUCGCCGGAUGGUCGUUUCUUUCGCUUCCUGGGAUUACCCAUUAUGUAGUAGCUGCACCCGCUAGAUUACGAAUAUCCGCACACAUACAGCAUGCACGAGGCAAUUGUACCCGCUUGACACCUGUAGUCGAUACCAGCAUAAGCAUUGGCAGUCGCUUGCAA
Molecule: messenger RNA, 4346 nt
Organism: Rhodofomes roseus
Lineage: Eukaryota; Fungi; Basidiomycota; Agaricomycetes; Polyporales; Fomitopsidaceae
Product: P-loop containing nucleoside triphosphate hydrolase protein
Exons: 20
Coding region: 14-4099 (1361 amino acids)
Biological process (GO): transmembrane transport
Cellular component (GO): membrane
Molecular function (GO): ATP hydrolysis activity; ATP binding; ABC-type transporter activity
Source: RefSeq, a predicted model, not a curated record